UUUAUUUUUUUUUCCCCAUCUCUCGCCUCCUGUCAGUGAGCCUCUAAAAAAACGCUUGCUGGCAGUUUUUUAAGCAUCUUGAUGAUGGCGGAGGACAGUGAGUCCGCGGCCAGCCAGCAGAGCCUGGAGCUGGACGACCAGGAUACGUGUGGGAUAGACGGAGACAACGAAGAGGAGAAUGAGCAUAUGCAGGGCAGUCCGGGGGGAGAGCUGGGGGCUAAGCGGAAGAAGAAGAAGCAGAAGAGGAAAAAAGAGAAGCCCAGCUCGGGCUCUGGAGCCAAAUCUGACUCUGCUUCUGACUCUCAGGAAAUCAAGAACCCUGGCUUGCCCAUUCAGAAGCUCCAGGACAUCCAAAGAGCCAUGGAACUGCUGUCCUGCCAGGGUCCAGCAAAGAGUAUCGACGAGGCAACCAAGCACAAAUACCAGUUCUGGGACACCCAGCCUGUCCCAAAGUUAAAUGAAGUCGUGACAAGCCACGGUCCAAUUGAAGCUGACAAAGAAAACAUCAGACAGGAGCCAUAUUCUUUACCUCAAGGCUUUAUGUGGGACACCUUGGAUCUUAGUAAUGCAGAUGUAUUGAAAGAGUUGUACACGUUGUUAAAUGAAAACUAUGUGGAGGAUGAUGACAACAUGUUCAGGUUUGAUUAUUCACCAAACUUUCUCAAAUGGGCUCUGCGUCCACCUGGUUGGUUACCGCAGUGGCACUGUGGAGUACGAGUGUCCUCAAAUAAGAAGCUUGUUGGAUUCAUCAGUGCCAUCCCUGCAGACAUACGCGUCUAUGACAUGACAAAGAAGAUGGUAGAAAUCAACUUCCUCUGUGUUCACAAGAAGCUGCGUUCGAAGCGCGUUGCUCCUGUGCUGAUCCGAGAGAUAACACGGAGGGUGAACCUGGAGGGAAUAUUCCAGGCGGUGUACACAGCCGGAGUUGUGCUGCCUAAACCCGUGUCUACAUGCAGGUACUGGCAUCGUUCGUUGAACCCGAGGAAACUCGUGGAAGUGAAAUUUUCCCAUCUGAGCAGAAACAUGACGUUGCAAAGAACCAUGAAGCUCUACAGGCUACCAGACAGCACUAAGACUCGAGGCCUACGGCUGAUGGAGAGACGUGACCUCCACCAGGUCACUGAGCUGCUGCAGAAAUACCUGAGACGUUUCCACCUUGCACCGUCCAUGGGAGAAGAAGAGGUUGCUCACUGGUUCCUACCACAGGAAAACAUAAUUGACACUUAUGUUGUAGAGGUCUGUACAUCUACUUCCUGUCCUCAAGCUAGCAACUCGUUUUGUUGUUUUUCUUAUAAAAAGAUGUGCUUUCCUCUCUUUCAGACUGCAGGUGGCGUACUCACAGACUUUACUAGUUUCUACACUUUACCCUCAACUGUGAUGCAUCACCCUCUACAUAGGAGCCUGAAGGCAGCUUACUCAUUCUACUGCGUUCAUACUGUAACUCCACUACUGGACUUAAUGAAUGAUGCACUGAUCCUGGCAAAAAUGAAAGGCUUUGACGUUUUCAAUGCCUUGGAUCUGAUGGAGAAUAAGGUGUUUCUGGAGAAGCUGAAGUUCGGCAUAGGAGAUGGAAAUCUGCAGUAUUACCUCUACAAUUGGAAAUGUCCCCCUAUGGACCCUGAUAAGGUCGGUCUCGUCCUUCAGUAGCGGCCCGUUUCACAGCUGCUCCACAAACGAGCGUCGUUAACUUCAGCUUCUGGAUUCUCCUCACUUGGACCUGCGGGUCGCCCGAGCUCAACAGUGACAUCUACCACAAGUCAACCAACCUCGUGACCGGGCUGUGGUCUCAUUAAGAACUCCUGCAGUCUGCCCAGAGGUGAAAACUCUUCAAUCAUCAUCCUGAAUGUGAAGUCAUGCUAUGCCUGAGAUAUCCUUACAGUUACAGUGCUGUUGACAUGCGCUCCCGCUCCUAAAACACGACGCUCGGACGUUCCAGAGGAUGCCUUGGCAUUGUGAAUUUUGUUUCUAUUUCCUCAUUCUCUACAGACAUUGUCAGCAGGGGGCUGGUAUGAAAUGCCUGUUCAUAUACCUAUGUAAAUGAUGAUCAACGAGGCAGUUACGUUUUUACAUGUUCAUCCUCUCCAGUCCGCCAUCGUGCCGCUGCGCCAUGUAUCGUUUCCCUCCGUUUUUAUAUCACUGUGGUCAUUAUGUGGCUGUUUUAGGCCUACGUAGGAUUAGGACCUGUAAGAGAGUGUUUCAGACUCCUACCGAAACGCUUUUUCUUCAGUAAAAUAUCUGUAACAAAGGAAAUCUCGUACAAGACAACACAAGAACUGCAACAUGUAGUUUACAUUAAAAACAAAACCACAUUUAUUCCUGUAGUUUGAGUUGCAGGUUUGUGAGGGCUGAUCUAUAUCCUUCUUCUUCUUGAGUUGUGUAGAAGUCGGUGGCUUUUUAAUGACGAAUGUACAGCAUCGAUGAAGCACAAUUUUACAAACAAGUCAAAUGGUUCUCUUACAAAAAUCUUAAACGUUUGGUUUUGACAAAUGGGAGGAACUGUUUUACGUUAUAAAGCUGAGGUUUUGUAAUUUAACAUUAAACCCAUACAUGUAGUAGUAUUUACUGUUGCACUCCAUCUUUGUUGUUUUUGGUACACUUCCCAGUUAGCAGGAGCUCUAAAAAAAGGCAAUACAUUUCAUUUCGAUUGGGAUUUUUGUAGAAAUUAAACGGCUUAUUGGCUUCAAAAUAGAAUAGUCAAGCAACCACGGUCUAUUUUUAGUUUAACCAUUGCCACUUGCGUCCACUGGUUCAGAAGUGCAAUAUAUAUCCAUAUGUCGAAACAUUGAAAGCCAACCAUUGGACUGGAUAAACCUGGGUUAUAAAUUGAAGCGUUAAUUAAUCAAAAAAUCAGAGGAAACUUUUAAUACAUUUCUGUAAGUUCAUCACACACUUUUAUUGGCUUUCUGAAAUCUUUUUUUUUCUUUCUUUCAGACAUUAAAAUAUGUAGUGGGUCAUUUUGUUUUAGUGUGAUGUGCAGCUAACUGUAUAGAAGUUGUGAUAUUUGUUAAUGUAAAAUGUCAACUUCAAUUCUCCCUUCACCCAUACUUUUUUGAGGGUGGUUACCAGUUCUGUGUGCUUCAAUGAGCAAAGGUUUUGACCAACCACUUG
This is a messenger RNA of Poecilia latipinna (sailfin molly), 3108 nucleotides long. RefSeq names its product N-myristoyltransferase 2 (gene nmt2). Gene Ontology annotation, biological process: N-terminal peptidyl-glycine N-myristoylation. The record is from RefSeq and is a predicted model, not a curated record. The transcript has 11 exons. Bases 82 to 1647 code for a protein of 521 amino acids. Gene Ontology annotation, molecular function: glycylpeptide N-tetradecanoyltransferase activity. NCBI's taxonomy places the organism in Eukaryota, Metazoa, Chordata, Actinopteri, Cyprinodontiformes, Poeciliidae. Gene Ontology annotation, cellular component: cytoplasm.